Molecule: messenger RNA, 2937 nt
Organism: Nematostella vectensis (starlet sea anemone)
Lineage: Eukaryota; Metazoa; Cnidaria; Anthozoa; Actiniaria; Edwardsiidae
Product: beta-2 adrenergic receptor
Exons: 2
Coding region: 752-1783 (343 amino acids)
Biological process (GO): G protein-coupled receptor signaling pathway
Cellular component (GO): membrane
Molecular function (GO): G protein-coupled receptor activity
Source: RefSeq, a predicted model, not a curated record
CGCAUUUCCUCAAGGCUAUUUUGUGACUUUGUUGAUAUCAUAUCAUCCUAAGGUUAUUUGAAUUACAUGUCAUUUCUACUUUGUCAGUUAGGGGGAUAGAGACUCCUCGCGAACACCUAGCGCCAAAGUACAAGACAGUGCGAAACUAGGGUAGUCAAGGCCAAAACCAGCUCAAACCAUCCACUUUACACAUAAGAUCACUAAACCAGACAAGCUUUUGACGAGAGAGAGAGGCUUUAUUAUUAAACCAAUAGGAGAUGUCUUGUAUUGGUGGAUUCUUAGUCGGAAGCGAAGCUGCGGAGAGAUUGCGUGAUUAAGGGCAAAGUGAAUCAAAAUCGAUUGAAGUGUUCCGACGAGAAUUGGCCGUGAGAGCACCUUAUCCACGUACUAAAGCCGAGACAUUCAAAUCGAAACCUGGAGAAAGUGGCCACUGCCAUUGACUAAAAGGACAAGCAGGUGUGGAAAGGAAGGCGUUUGAAUACAGCACUUCUUGGGGAAAUAAAACCAAAACAAGGCCAUUAGAAACAAGCGGGCGUCUAUAUUGAUCACAAGUUAUUCAUUUCCUGGCGACUAAAAAGAAAGCACUAGGUUAUCAAAGAACUUGUGAUGGCUUGGUGAAGGGAGUGUCUGUUCAGUCUUCGUAAGAGAGGGUCAUAGAAAGAACUACCGAGAGAGUCGAGGCGUGAUAGGGAACUGUGCAAAACUUCAUUCAAGACCCGGCCAGAACCCAUUCAGCAGUAACUAUUGCAUCAUGAAUGACAGCGCAGUGGUCACGCCAAAGAAUAACCUGCCUUUACGCACCAACGCCGAGCUUGUUAUCGAGUCAUCGAUCGUGGUGUUUAUCGAUACACUUGCAAUCCUUGGGAACUUGAUGGUCGUGGUUGCUUUUACACGAAACAGAUACCUGCGUACAGUCACAAAUACGUUUAUAGUGACUCUAAGCUUGGCUGAUAUCGCUAUGGCGGUAUUUCCUAUGCCUCUGAGCGCUAGCGUUCUCGCCAAAGGGGACUGGCUCCACGGCGAGACUCUUUGUAUCUUGCAGGGAUUCAGUGUUCACUUCCUAGCGUUUGUGUCGCUACAGAUCAUGGCUUUGACUGCGUUGAAUCGCUAUUUCAAAGUGAUGCGCCCCUCUCAGUGUCGUAAAGUAUUCACCCAUCGUAAAACACUAUGUAUGGUUCUCGGGUCCUGCAUUUUUUCAGGUCUUGCCCUUGGGUUUGCGCUCUACCCACAGGCAUCCCAAUCAUUCAUCUUCCACCCCGGCAAAGUGAUCUGUGUACGUCUUCAUUACUCGUUCUUCGCGAGCCAGAUCUACACCAUCAUUUCCAGCCUAUUGUUCGUCGUCCUUCCCGCUAUGGUCAUCACUGGUUGUUACACGCAGGUCUUCCGUAAGAUCCGAAGUCACAACAAACGGCAACGCUACCUUCAGCGCGAGAACAUCAUCAGGAACCGAAUAGCAGUCAACGGGUGUAGCGGGUCUCCCGAGCGGCUAUCGACUGCUAACGAAUUGGGAUCGAUUCCACAAGGGCUGAGUCAAGCGGAAAUCAUCAUUACUCGUACGCUGUUCGGUACAGUGCUCGGGUUUUUCCUGUGUUGGGUUCCGUGUUUUGUGAUUGACAUUGUGGACGUUCUGGCCUCUGAUUGGCUUAAUCGAAGGGUAUAUCUAACGUAUACAUACCUCGCUUACACUUCGAGUGCAAUAAAUCCGAUAAUCUACGGGAUUCUGAACCCGUCUUUUCGAAAGGAGUUCACAAGCAUUCUGCGAUGUGAGAGUCCCCCGCGUUAGAGGGGGGGUGAAUAGGUUCGCGGAUAUGCGGAUUCAGCCCCGAAAUGCUCACGGAUUAAGGAUUUUGAUGAUUAUUUCAGCGGAUUGGCGGAUUUUUGAAAUACGGCGGAUCACGGAUCUGUUGACAAUUUGGGCACGGAAUUCGGAUUUUGACUGAUUUAACGGUCGAAUUUGGGAUUUUAAAAGAUGCUAUUGUUCAUCUGUCAAACCAUGCGGAUCUAAAAAUAUCUGCAGAUCCACGGAUUUGCCCCGAAAAUGUUGCGGAUCGGCGGAUUUACAUACCCCUAUUCACCCCCCCCCCCCCUUAGACCCCCCCUUAACUUUAUUACAUGUCAGACUUUAUUCCAUAGUAUUCAGACCAACAAAAACACAGAAAAGUUCACUUAUAAAGUGAUAUAUUAUCGUAGAAUAGCGCUACCUUGGACUGGUGGACCAUGGGUUAAUUAUAUUUGUCCAUAUCAGAUCAUACCCAACGGAAUCUAAAAAACCUUUUCUUACAGAUUUUGGAUAAAUAUGAAGAUUAUAUCAUUUAUCAACUAAAAAACGGAACGAUGUCAUAUUUACUGAUGUAUCAUGCUUGUCCUAGUAAGUUUGCCCCACCCCCUCCCCUCUGCAAUAUUGCAUGCCAUGUAAAACGGUUCAUUCGUUUUUUCAAUCGAUAUCUAUUCGCAGUAUCGUCGGGGCGAAGCACUACACUGCAAUCUCAUCUUCAACUGGCGAUACGUUUACGUACGUCCUCUAAAAAUGACAAACGACAAUAAUUAGUGAGACAUGGGAUGUAUUGUAAACAAACAAUAUAUUCUUACACAUUUAAAACUUUUCCGCAUAUUUUGUUUGAUGAGACAAGAAAAAAAAAAGAUUGUGCUUUUAGUAAAUGCUCAUUUUAACGCCAAGCUUUCAAGGUGCGUGAAAUAUUAAAUAAGCGCCCCUUCCAAUAAGCGUCCUACCCCCCCUACUCCCCCCCCCCCCAAAAAAAAAGAUGAGCGAACACAAGGCUUUUUGUUAUAAUUGUUUUUUGUGUUUUUUUUUUUUUUUUUUUGAACAAUGACACGUACUGGACUAUUUUUGCGAGCUGACCAUGUAUCAUUUAUUACUGACAGAUGAUUUAUUUUGAAUUACAUUUUAUGAUAAUGGAAUAAAGACAAGAAAAUGCA